Messenger RNA from Fusarium proliferatum ET1, 699 nucleotides. RefSeq lists its product as uncharacterized. NCBI's taxonomy places the organism in Eukaryota, Fungi, Ascomycota, Sordariomycetes, Hypocreales, Nectriaceae. The record is from RefSeq and is a predicted model, not a curated record. The transcript has a single exon. Bases 1 to 699 code for a protein of 232 amino acids.
AUGUCUCAUGAACAGACUAGCCUCGUGGCUCCCAACUUGGACCAGAUAACCCAGACCGAAACAAACAUGACCCCCGAGGAAAAGCUCAACACUCGAAUCAUGGCUUGCGACAUCCAGCGGUUUUAUGAAUGUGUCCGACGCGAAAAACAUGUCUUCUGCCGUUGGUUCUCUCACUAUGAGAUUAAUUUGGCCAAGUUUCUUGAACCGCAUUGCACCCUGUUCAAGGACGAACGAAACUGGCCCGAGGCCUGGUUCGACAACGAGAGAGAGCUCAUCAACGACCUAAAGACCUUCCGACGCAUGGCGAAGCAGUUCCUGCAGCAGUGGACACGAGAUGUGGCUGCUCAGAUCCUCAGUGUCCGAAACACUGCCCUCAACAAGUUCUUCACCGCUGAGGAUGUCUCUCUCGCAGCCAAGCUUGAGCCUAAUCCGCUGGUCAGCAAUGCUGGUCCUCUGGACUGGACUCAGAGUGAAAUGUCCUUUGAUAAGACUCUGUCCAAAUUCCGAUUCCUGGCGAACGACAUGUUGCAGGGGAUGAAAGGAGGGCCUACCAUGGAGCGACCUGGUCAUCCGUGGACACGAAUGGAGGGGUUUGAUGUUUUGAACUUGAUGAUCAGGAAUGCAGAGGAUCCUCACUAUGAAGAUGAGGGGGAGGAGGUGUUCAAGGAUGAGAUUGUCCCCUUCUAUGGGUUUUACUAG